Messenger RNA from Heterostelium album PN500, 1317 nucleotides. RefSeq lists its product as uncharacterized. Bases 1 to 1317 code for a protein of 438 amino acids. The record is from RefSeq and is a predicted model, not a curated record. The transcript has 4 exons. NCBI's taxonomy places the organism in Eukaryota, Evosea, Eumycetozoa, Acytosteliales, Acytosteliaceae.
AUGACAAGUGUUAUAGUUGGUUUUUCACAUUUAUUAUUAAGUAAAAUUACAGGUUAUUUAGAUGAUAACGUUGAUAGAAUUUGUUUCUCACUUGUUUGUAAACGAUGGUUUCAUGACAGAGAUAGUUAUUUGAUGUUCAACACUGAUGAAUUAAAACUAAAAUAUAGUUAUUGUAAAAGAUUCUAUUUGCGUUCAUAUCAGUCAAUCUAUGAAAAAUCACUCAAACAAGUUAAAGAAUCAUCUCUCUAUAUCAAUGAACAUGACUCUAUUUCAGCAAUUCACGACUAUUCUUUUACAAUCGGUAUUUAUCAAGCAACCAACAUCAGAAAGAUGAUCGGAUGUACCACAUUAGAAUAUGGUCUUCCUCCAAAUCUUACACACCUCUCAUUCAGUCAAAAUUUCAAUGAGCCGCUGUUCCAAGGGUGUUUUCCUUCGAGUCUCAAGAAAAUAAAGUUUAAUCUUGGUUUCUCUCAGAGUAUUCCACCCGAUGUACUUCCCAGUCAAUUAGAGAAGCUUGUCAUUGACAAUGAUCAAGUGACUAUUGAACCGGGAUUGUUUCCAUCGUCCCUGACAAUCUUAAAGUUACCAUCCACAGAACACACUCUCCAACCUGGAUCGAUUCCGCCGAAUCUUGAAUAUCUUGAGAUUACCAUCAAAACUGUACCAACAACCUGGAUUCCAGCAAUAAGAUACCUUUCAAAUCUAACUACACUUCUCUUCUUCAAUGCUAGAAGCAGUGCAGUUGGAAAUGUUGAUCUUAGCCAACUACCUCCAACUCUUACCACUUUGAGAUUUCACUCUGUUUACAAUUUGACAUCUGCAGUUCAUCCAUCAAUAAAACAGCUCGAUAUUUCAUUCUGUAACUACGAUAUCAACGAAAUAUUUCCAACGAGUAACAAGUACCAUUUCCACCAGUUGUCAACAACGUUGCCACACGAUAACAGCAAAGCAUGGAAGAGACUGAAAAUCGAUAAACUCGUAGUCUGUAGUUUGUCACCUCAGAAGCCAAUUCACAGUAUUCCUAAAGGCAUUCUAACACUAGACGUUAGACAUAGGCUCAAUUUAAAGGAUCCAAAGUUGCCGAAUAGCAUUCAAAAAUUGAAACUAACAUACCCUAGUUAUAUAACAGAGACAUCCAACUGUUCAGUCCCAAACAAUGUACGAAUCAUGAAAAUAGUCGAUAUCCUCAGUAAGAAACCAACUCUUGCCAUACCGAAAUCGGUCAGAACGAUCUAUCUCAGUACGAUGUCAAAUUCGAAGCUGGAUUGGUUGCAAAAUCAGAAAGUUGGAUCAAUCUCAUUAUAUUAUAUUUGGUGA